AUCUCUUGUCUUCCCUGCGGAAUCCUCAUCACUUGGACGCUGCAUUCAGGUUACUGCGAUCGAUACAGAGGCCGUACCAGACACACAAAGAAGAGGUCGCGACACAGCCUUUCUCACCGUCAAUUUUUCCCUUGUUUGUUUGCGCUUCAAGGACCUAGCCGCUUUAGCAAUGCUCCCGGUUGCUCCAGAAACGCCCCCAGGUACUCCAGCAGUGCUGGCAGCUGCUGCAGGAAUGUUUCCAGCUGCUGCAGCGGUGCUGGCAGCUGCUUCAGAAAUGCUCCCAGCUGCUCCAGCAGUGCUCGUAGCUGCUUCAGAAAUGCUCGCAGUGCUCGCAGCUGUUCCAGCGGUGCUCGCAUCUUCUCCAGGAAUGUUCGCAGGUGCUGCGGUACUCGCAGUCGCUUCAGCGAUAAUCCCAGGCGCUUCAGUAAUCAUUCUCCCAUCGCUAGCGGUAGCCUGGUUGGUAGAAAGAUCCGUGCGUCAGAACGCACAAAAGAAGGCGGCCAAGGCUGUAGGAGCUCUUCGCAGAGCAGAGCAAGCGAGGUUCACGACUGAGCAUAAAUGGUUAGAAGGAGUUCGCCCCGAGUGCCGCCCUUCGGAGGAGGAUAUUGUUCGGAUGAAGGCCAAGUAUCUUUAUAGCCCAAACUUCCUCCACCUCGCAGUUGUCGGCUCUUCUGGAAGUGGGAAGUCAUCCUUCAUCAAUGCCGUCCGUGGCCUGUCCAACCAUGACUCCACCGCAGCUCGUACGGGCAUUGUCGAAGCUACCAAUGCUGUCAUGAGAUACCCUGAUCCACGCCCAAACUCCCAAAUCAUUUGGUAUGACGUUCCCGGAGCAGGCAGUCCAAACGUGCCUGAUUGCCAGUACUUCAAUGACCUGGGCCUCUACAUCUUCGACUGCAUUAUUGUGCUCAUCGAUAAUCGUUUCUUGGACUCCGACCUCGCCAUCCUUCGCGCCUGCGAGCAGUUCAGCAACGUUGAGGCGUUCAUUGUCCGCUCCAAGUCGGACCAGCACAUCAACAACAUGGCGUACGACAGGAUGCCAAGAGAUUUCGACCUUGGUGAUCCCGACAUGGACGACGAGACUCGUUCUCGAUUUCAGCAAAUGAAAUCUGAAGGACGGAGGAGGUUCAUUGAGGAAACGCGCCAGAAUGUGCAAAUGAACCUCGAGAGCAAGAACCACUCUCCUAAGAAGGUCUACAUCGUUUGCAAAGACGCUCUACUUGCGGCAUUGGAUAACUCGCGUCCUUCAAAGGCAAUUGACGAGGCAGAGCUUCUGAGUGAUGUUGGAGAAUGUGUGCGGAAGCGUCUGCAGUCGGGAUGCUAAAAGUAGGUCAUAUCGUCUCGCUCAAUUGUCGAUCGGAUCGUUUAAUGCAGUUUACACCCUAUAGCUAGGCCUGUACUGACAGCCCCAUUGCUCGCACAAAGCUUGGAUUAUGCGACACGGAAUCCCGAUUCUUUUUUUAGUCUUUGUUGGCUAGUUUAUUUUAUUUUAUUUUCUGGUCGAAUGUAACAUCCCUUCGAGACUGCACCGGCACCCCUUCACAAAGCCUGUAGUUGCGCAUGGUUAUAGCAUUCUCGGAAAAUGUUGAUUCGAUUUGUUACUUUACACAAACAUACAACUGACUCCUCCUGGAUCCUAUUUACCGUCAUUUUGACAAUGAAGACUGGUAACGUUCA
Suillus paluster is the source of this 1674-nucleotide messenger RNA. Its product is annotated as interferon-inducible GTPase-domain-containing protein. The transcript has 2 exons. Gene Ontology annotation, molecular function: GTP binding. Gene Ontology annotation, cellular component: membrane. Bases 170 to 1321 code for a protein of 383 amino acids. NCBI's taxonomy places the organism in Eukaryota, Fungi, Basidiomycota, Agaricomycetes, Boletales, Suillaceae. The record is from RefSeq and is a predicted model, not a curated record.